AAAGGAUUUAAGGAUUUAGUCGAUUUAGUGGAGUUUUGAUGCGCCCAAUUUUGAACUGACGUAGGAAGUGGAAAACAGGUGUGAGAGCACCAAAGUACAAAAUUUUAGUUAAAUACAAGCUUUGCAACCGUCAAAAAUAUUCAACGCGAGCGAUAAAACCUCACAAUUUUGUUUAAUUUCGUGCAAAUCACAUGACUUGCACUGUUAUUCUCACUCUUUUCUAGAAAAAAGUACUAAAUUUGUUUUAGUAUGGUUGGUAAUUGUAAAGAUGUGCUCUUCGCACUCACACAAGGCCGUGUUGUUUCGAAAGCAACAACGAACAGACAGUUUCUUAUUUGUCACGAAGUUUUAUAUACCCUAACUACGUCUAUUCACUUUAUUUGUUUUUGUGAGAGUUGAAUUCCUGGUGAGGAAGCAGUCAAAAUCCGUGCAUUUCAGUAAAAUGUCGAAAAGAAAAAUUGCUUUAGAUUCUGAUUCGAAUGAGAGUGAUAGCAGCGACUCCGAUGUUGAUAGAGAACUUUUGACUAGCUUGAAGAAGAAAGUGAAGAGCGAUGAUUCCCCCAAUGAAAGUUCAGCACCCAAAAAAGGCAAAGUAUUUACCGAUUCUGACACAUCAUCUGGUUCGGACGGAGAGUGGGAUGCGAAAGGAACAAGUAAAAAAAAGAAAGCUAAACCAGCAAAAAGGACAGGAAAACGUACCAUGACAAGAUCAUCAUCAUCAUCCUCAUCUGAUUCUGAAAGUGAAGAUGAUCGAAAUACAAAAAGUAAAACAUCCGAACCUGAAGAAGGAGAAGUCUCUGACAGUGGAUCAGACUCAGAUGAUUCUGUCUCCAGUCAAGAGGAAUUCAAUGAUGGGUAUGAUGAGAAUUUAAUGGGUGAUGAAGAAGAUCAAGCCAGACUGGCUCAAAUGACUGAAAAAGAGAGGGAGCAGGAAAUUUAUAAACGUAUUGAACAGCGUGAAGUCAUGAAAACUAGAUUUGAGAUUGAAAAAAAGUUGAGACUGGCAAGAAAACAGGAAAUGAAAAAGAAAAAAGAUCAUGACAAGAAAAAGGAGCUGAAAAUGGAUCCUAAAGAAAGGAGCAAAGAGAGAAAGAAAACUGUUGAAGAAAAUCGUGGACGGACAGAAAACAAAAAAGCUGCAGCCAUGGACAUGUUGAAAAAACGCCGUGAAGAGAAAUUGAAAAGAGAGGAGAGUGAGCGGCAAAAAAGAGUUGAUGAUGAAAAGAAGAAAGAGGAAGAAAAAGGGAGAGGUAGUGAUGAUGACAGGGAAGAUAGAGAUGGUGAUGAUUCUGAUGGUAAAUCUGCUGGUGGAGGUAGUUCUCGCACCAAGUUAAAGGCAUCUGAUAUAUACAGUGAUGACAGUGGAUCUGAAAGUGAUAAGAGUGAUAAGGGAAGCAGAAGGGGAAGACGGUCAAGUAGUAGUGGCAGUAGCAGUAGUGGCUCAGGUUCUGAUUCAGACAAAAGGUCGGUCUCAAGCUCUAAAUCCAAAACAAAGAAAGUACAGUUUAUAACAAAGAAAGAAGAUAUAACCAAAAUUAGGCUCUCUCGGCACAAAAUGGAAAGAUUUGUUCACUUGCCCUUCUUCAAUCGAGUUGUAGAAGGAUGUUUCGUGAGAAUAGGUAUAGGAAAUCACAAUAACAUGCCAGUUUAUAGAGUGGCUGAAAUUAGUGGUGUUUGUGAAACUGGAAAAAUUUAUCAACUAGGUACAACUCGUACUAAUAAAGGACUCAAACUCAGACAUGGAGCUCAAGAAAGAGUGUUUAGGCUUGAAUUUGUUUCUAAUCAAGACUUUACUGACAGUGAAUUUAGCAAGUGGAAAGAAACUUGUGCGUUACAAGCGAUUUCUUUGCCAACAAUGGAUGACAUUGAAAAGAAACUGAAAGAUAUUCGGGAGGCCAUGAUAUAUGAGUUCAAAGAAGAAGAUAUUGAGAAAAUUGUGCAGGAGAAAAGCAGGUUUCAGAACAAUACUUAUAAUUACGCCAUGAAGAAAACUCAGCUAAUGAAGGAAAGGGAUAUAGCACAAGCUAGGGGAGAUGAAGAGGAGGCUGCCACUAUUGCUCAGAAACUUCUGGAGCUGGAAGAAAGGGCUAAUGAACUUGAUAAAUUGCGGACAUCUACUAUUUCAAGUAUAUCUUACAUCAAUGACCGUAACCGCAAGAAAAAUGUUGAAGAAGCCGAAAAGGCUAUUUUGGCUGAACUUAAAGCUACUAAAGGAAUGAAAGUCAUGGAUCCCUUCACAAGGCGGCAUACGAAACCUCGCAUGACAUUCAAGGCCAAAGAUGAACCAGAUGUCAUAGAACCACAGCUAGCUGACAUUCCUGCUAUCAAGGAAAAGUUGUCUGAUGAGAAUGACAAGGAGAAGGACAAAGAUAAAAAUUCUAAAGGAAAGACUGCUGCUCUUAUGUCGAAGACUGAGGAUCUAUUUUUAGCUCAUGAUUUUGAUAUUCGAAUAGACUUAGAUAUGCCUAUUACUACCAAUCCAGUAAGUGUUACACCCAAACCUGUGAGUACUGUCAAAGAUACAGGGCCAAGAAGAUCAUUGAAUUUGGAAGACUAUAAGAAGAAGAGAGGUCUUAUUUAAUGGAAUAUAUUCCUGCUUGUUGACAGAAGUUGGCUUUCAGUCCUGUAACUAUUUGCCAUAAUCCUUAAUUUGACUGUGUAAGACUCCUUCUUUGCUAUCUUCUUUUUUCCAACAAGGAGUGUGCUUUCUUUUUAUACCUUAAAAGAAGUGAAGGAGGAGCACUGACUACCAGCAGAAUUG
This is a messenger RNA of Frankliniella occidentalis (western flower thrips), 2761 nucleotides long. It is a transcript of the gene Rtf1, whose product is annotated as RNA polymerase-associated protein Rtf1. The record is from RefSeq and is a predicted model, not a curated record. Lineage: Eukaryota; Metazoa; Arthropoda; Insecta; Thysanoptera; Thripidae. The transcript is spliced from 14 exons. Gene Ontology annotation, cellular component: Cdc73/Paf1 complex. Gene Ontology annotation, molecular function: DNA binding; RNA polymerase II C-terminal domain phosphoserine binding. Bases 443 to 2581 code for a protein of 712 amino acids.